UCCACCAUCGCCGGGACCACCCUUGCCUCCCAGCCCCGACGAGCCACGUUCCCCGGAGCGGGGGAACCAGCAGGACCAGCAGGACCCGCAGGAGGGCGGAUCCAGACGGCAGAGCCCGACCUCGACCACGCCUGCGGACCCCACAGAGCCCACCGAGCCCACCGAGCCCACAGAACCGGUGCGUACAACCGUACACUUUCCUGAGUGUGUCAUGCAGUAUUUGGCCGGGUACAGGAGGCACCUGGUGGGUGCCCUCCCGUCGAAGAAGCAUGUGGAGAACGCCAGGUCCAAGAUGGGCAGAGUGGACCAGUUCCUGCGCAGGAUGGCCGAGGGAAAGAGCGGCCUGGAGACCUGGCGGUUCAUGGCUGAUGCCGACAGGGUCCUCGGCUGGCCGGCGGACCUGCUCAAGCAGGGCAAGCAGAUAACGACAGUGAAGGUGUACCUGGUCAACACGGGUCAGUUCCUGACAUACUUCACGGAGACUCCGCCUGAGACCUCCACCGUGCCCCAGCACGGACUCGUCUCCGUCUCGCGGGCCCUGAAAUCCGCCGCGGGGCAGAUCUCAACCACCGUGGUCCUGCACCAGAUACAGGUCAAAGACCAGAAGGAGAAACGCACUGUUUCAGCGCCGGUUCUGCGCAGGUGUCUGGAGGAGUGUCGCAGAUGGAUCCCGGAGCUUUUGCGCGACUCAUCGCGGAGGAGGCACGACGUGGUCCUGCGAUACCAGCUAUUCGGUUGCUUUGCGCUGUUCGUCGCUUCUCUGUACGGCCACAGAGCAGGCGUGGUCCGCAACAUGACAGCUGCUGAGGUACGAGAAGCCGAGGAUGGACACCGGCGCGACUCCUCCGGCUAUGUCAUUAACGUGAGACAACACAAGACGGCCAGGGCUUUCGGGAGCGCCCAGCUCUUCCUGACGCCGGAGGAGUUCGGAUGGCUAAAGAGCUGGAUGACCAUACGCAGCAAGCUGCGCCCCCAGACCGACCUGGUGUUUUUCAACUGCAACGGAGGACCGGUACACAAGCUGACCUCCUUCGCCCGGGACGCAUGGGCGAGGAUGCGCCUGCCUGGAUCCCCCUCCCUGACCGACAUACGCACCGCGGUAGCCACGAUGGCGAGGGACACCAGUGCACGGAGAACCGCGGACCGUUUCUACGCGAUGCAGCUGAGUGUGACCCAGUUGGCCGCCAUGCGCAGGACCUUCGACGUGUCCAGGGGCGACGCUGAGCAGACUGUGGAUGAAUAA
Messenger RNA from Poeciliopsis prolifica (blackstripe livebearer), 1243 nucleotides. RefSeq lists its product as uncharacterized. Gene Ontology annotation, molecular function: DNA binding. The coding region runs from base 212 to 1243 and encodes 343 amino acids. NCBI's taxonomy places the organism in Eukaryota, Metazoa, Chordata, Actinopteri, Cyprinodontiformes, Poeciliidae. The transcript is spliced from 4 exons. The record is from RefSeq and is a predicted model, not a curated record.